Molecule: messenger RNA, 1164 nt
Organism: Panicum virgatum (switchgrass)
Lineage: Eukaryota; Viridiplantae; Streptophyta; Magnoliopsida; Poales; Poaceae
Product: probable indole-3-pyruvate monooxygenase YUCCA11
Exons: 4
Coding region: 16-1164 (382 amino acids)
Molecular function (GO): NADP binding; monooxygenase activity; flavin adenine dinucleotide binding
Source: RefSeq, a predicted model, not a curated record
GCUCUCUCGUUCCCAAUGGAGGAGCAGACCGUAGUCCUCAUCGUGGGCGCAGGACCAGCAGGCCUCACAACAGCGGCAUGCCUCACCCAACUUAGUAUCCCUUAUGUCAUUGUUGAGCGUGAAGAUUGUAGUGCAUCGCUGUGGCGCAACCGUGCUUAUGACCGCCUAAAGCUACACCUUGCAAAGGAGUUUUGUGAGUUGCCCCACAUAUCAUACCCGGCGGAUGCCCCAACCUACAUCCCAAAGGAUCAGUUUGUGAAGUACCUAGACAACUACAUUGAGUGUUUCAACAUUCGGCCAAAGUAUCAUACUGCCAUUGAGUCAUGCUCAUACGACAAAGUUAGAAAAUGUUGGUUUGGCAUGGCACGUGACAUGACAACAUUGGUGGUGGUCAGGUUCAUGGCUAGGUUUCUUGUUGUUGCAAGUGGUGAGAAUAGUGCAGCAAACAUUCCUAUUAUCCCUGGGCUGCAUGAGUUUUCUGGAGAGGCUAUUCACUCAUCAAGGUACAAAUCAGGCACCUCCUACUCGGGGAAGAAUGUACUUGUGGUUGGGUGUGGCAACUCUGGAAUGGAAAUCGCCUAUGACCUUGCAUCGCAUGGUGCCAAUACAUCCAUUGUUGUCCAUAGCCUGGUACACAUAAUGACCAAAGAGAUAAUUCGGUUGGGCAUGACAUUGGUCCAACAUAUACCAUUAAAUGUUGUGGACGAUCUUCUUGUGAGGAUGUCAGGUUUUGUGUUUGGAGACUUGUCAAGGCAUGGCAUUGUGAGACCAAAAUUAGGUCCUCUUCUCCUCAAGGCAAAAACCGGUCGAUAUGCUGUGAUUGAUGUUGGGACAAUCGGUUUAAUUAAGGAUGGCGCUAUCAAAGUGCUUGGAAAUAUUUCCAAAAUUAAGGGCAACAUAGUUGAAUUUGAAGGUGGGAAGGAAAAUGCUUUUGAUGCCAUUGUGUUUGCGACUGGAUAUAAAAGCAUGGCCAAUACAUGGCUCAAGAAUGGUGAAAGCAUGUUGAACAAUGAUGGAUUACCUAAAAAGGAAUUCCCAAAUCACUGGAAGGGUGCAAAUGGACUCUAUUGUGUUGGCUUGGCAAAAAGAGGACUGGCCGGUAUUGCCAUGGAUGCCAAGAAUAUUGCCAAUGACAUCUUGUCUAGCUACCAUUCAUAUACAUGA